AUGACCAACUUGGACGCCGACCUGGACCCACUAUGGCAGGAUCUCGACUGGGCCAUCGGCCAGAUGCUGAUUAUGGGAUGGGAUGGAACCGAAGUAACCCCCCAAAUCCGUAACCUGAUCGAGCAACACCAUGUUGGCUCUAUCCUGCUCACUGCAAAGAACCUCAAAUCAAAACUCGUCCAGGAGCUGCAAACCAUCGCCCACCAGGCCGGCCAUCCCCACCCCUUGUUGAUUGCCUUGGAUCAAGAAAAUGGUGGCGUCAACAGUCUCUUCGAUGAGGAUUACAUUUGCCAAUUCCCGAGCUCUAUGGGCCAGGCUGCCGCUAGCAGCGCGGAGCUGUCUUACAAGAUCGCAAAGGCCACUGCCACCGAAAUAUCCGCUGUUGGCGUAAAUCUGAUCCUUGGUCCGGUGCUGGAUGUCCUGACCAACGCGCGCUAUCAACCAUUGGGUGUCCGGGCCAUUGGCGACGACCCUCAAGAAGUCUCGCAGUACGGCAUUGCGUCUAUGAACGGGUACAAGGACGCCGGCCUUGCCACUUGCGGGAAGCAUUUCCCUUCGUACGGCAACUUGGACUUCCUCGGUUCGAGUUUGGAUAUUCCCAUCAUUACUCAGACUCUUGAGGAGCUCUCCCUGAGUGCCCUCGUCCCGUUCCGUAACGCUAUCGCCACGGGAAACCUGGACGCCAUGUUUAUCGGCGGUUGUGGCAUUACCAACCCGUCCAUGAGUGUCAACCACGCUUGCCUGUCAGAGCAGGUGAUUGAUGACUUGCUCAGAAACGAGCUCGGCUUUCAGGGUGUUGCCAUAUCAGAAUGCCUCGAAAUGGAAGGUCUCAGAAACGAGAUUGGUGUCAGGACAGGCACUGUCAUGGCAGUGGAAGCCGGCUGCGACUUGGUGCUCUUGUGCCGCGCCUACGACGUGCAGCUCGAGGCUAUUGCUGGCCUCAAACUGGGAGUGGAGAACGAGCUCAUCACGAAGGAGCGCAUCUACACGUCCCUCAAGCGCAUAUUCCGAAUGAAGAAGUCGUGCACCUCGUGGCAGAAGGCAUUGAACCCCCCCGGUAUCAGUUUGCUGUCAAAGAUCCACCCCGGCCAUCUUGCGCUCUCGCUGAAGGCCUACGAUGAUUCCAUCGCUGUCAUACGGGAUAACGAAAAGCUUCUUCCAUUGCCUCCAACUCGAUGCACCAGGAGGAAGAACUGCUCUUGCUUACACCUCUGGUGA
Molecule: messenger RNA, 1218 nt
Organism: Chaetomium globosum CBS 148.51
Lineage: Eukaryota; Fungi; Ascomycota; Sordariomycetes; Sordariales; Chaetomiaceae
Exons: 3
Coding region: 1-1218 (405 amino acids)
Biological process (GO): peptidoglycan turnover; carbohydrate metabolic process
Molecular function (GO): hydrolase activity, hydrolyzing O-glycosyl compounds
Source: RefSeq, a predicted model, not a curated record